AUGAGUCGUGUCCGCACGUUUCUGCGGCCGUGGAUGGCUACGGCUGUGGCUCCCGCUGCAUGCGUGGCUUGGACGUACGACCCGAGUCGCAGCGAGGGGUCUGUCCCCACGUCUGCGUUCCUCUACCAGCCUCUGUCUGAAGAUAAGACGCCCCGGAACAGCAUCGAGUUUGACGCCCACGCCCCCUUGCGAACGCGCAUGGAGGCGCUGAUUCUCCGCGUUCAGGACGACAUUUGUGCCGGCAUUGAGGCCGUGGACGGAAAGCAGUUUGUCCAGGACGAGUGGGAGCGAGAAGGACACGGCGGCGGUGGCCGUAGCCGCAUCUUACAGGACGGCAACGUCUUUGAGAAGGCGGGCGUGGGCGUUUCCAUCAUCCACGGCAAACUGCCGCCUGCUGCGGUGCAGCAGAUGAGAGGGAGGGGCAAAGGCUUGAAAGAAGAACAGGAGCUGCCGUUCUACGCCUGUGGCGUGAGUCUGGUCAUGCAUCCGCACAAUCCCAUGGCGCCAACGAUUCACCUGAACUUUCGCUACUUUGAGGUCGAAACGGGGUACCUUGACGCGGAUGGCAAAGCUCAGAAGAUCGGAUGGUUUGGUGGCGGUGCUGAUCUAACACCGAGUUAUCUCUUUGAAGACGAUGCGCGCCAUUUUCACGCUGUGUACAAGACGCAGCUGGAUAAGCGCGACCCAGAGCUCUACCCGAAGUGGAAACAGGCGUGCGAUGAGUAUUUCUACAUCCCUCAUCGUCAGGAAGGGCGUGGUGUUGGCGGUUUCUUCUUUGAUGACCUAUCAGAUACGUCUGAGGAGAACUUUCAGAUGCUUCGCAACUGUGCCAACUCGAUGCUCGAUUCGUACGUUCCGAUUUUGCAGAAGCGGAAAGACAUGCCAUUCACCAAGCAACAGAAGGAGUGGCAGCAAAUGCGUCGUGGCCGCUACGUUGAGUAUAACAUCAUGUACGACCGAGGUACAAAGUUUGGCUUGCUUACUCCUGGCUCGCGUGUCGAGUCAAUCUUGAUGUCGCUUCCGUUAACGGCUCGAUGGGAGUAUAUGCACCGGCCAGCGGCUGGGUCGUGGGAGGAAAAGACAUUAAAGGUGCUGCAGAGCCCCGUGGAUUGGCUGAAUGUGCCUGACAUGGAUUUGGCGACAAUAUCUACUGGUGAGCUGCUAAAGGAGCUUGCAAGACGGAGCGAGUAG
Hyaloperonospora brassicae is the source of this 1191-nucleotide messenger RNA. The record is from the annotation of a GenBank genome assembly. NCBI's taxonomy places the organism in Eukaryota, Oomycota, Peronosporomycetes, Peronosporales, Peronosporaceae.